Molecule: messenger RNA, 1758 nt
Organism: Spinacia oleracea (spinach)
Lineage: Eukaryota; Viridiplantae; Streptophyta; Magnoliopsida; Caryophyllales; Amaranthaceae
Product: UDP-glycosyltransferase 86A2
Exons: 2
Coding region: 152-1615 (487 amino acids)
Molecular function (GO): quercetin 3-O-glucosyltransferase activity; quercetin 7-O-glucosyltransferase activity
Source: RefSeq, a predicted model, not a curated record
GGCAAAUAAGUGGUCAUGUUUUGCUGUAAAGAACCAAGUUGGAGGGCCGAACCCAUUCCCCAUUAUUGGGAUAUAUAUAUUCCAUACAUAAACUCGCACCCGGAAAUAAAUCCCAAUCUCACAAUUUUUACAUCAAAAAACAAAAACAAAAAUGGAGAAAUCUCACACAAAUGGGCACACCAAGAAAAAGCUUCACGCAAUACUAGUAACACUUCCUCAACAAGGCCAUGUAAACCCAUUCGUGCAGCUAGCAAUCAAGCUAGCAUCAAAGGGCAUUUCCGUCACUUUCAUCAACACCGAUCACAUUCACCAUAAGAUUACUCGCUCCAAUGACAUCGCUAAUGAUAUCUUUGUCGAGGCUCGAAGACAGAGUUCUACAAGCCUCGACAUCGAUUACAUGACAAUUACCGACGGAUUACCGUUGGAGUUUGAUCGGUCGUUGAAUCAUGACCAGUGGGUUGGGGCUACUACUCAUUGUUUUCCGGCGCAUUUGGAGGUAGCUUUGUCCAAGAUCUUGAGAUCUGUGUCGUCGUCGUCGCCAUCAACGACAUGCUGCUUGAUUGCUGAUAGCUAUUUUGUUUGGGCGUCUAAGGUGGCUCGUAAAUUUGGGUUGUUUCAUGUGUCGUUUUGGACUGAAUCUGCUAUGGUUCUUGAUAUCUAUUUUCAUCGGCAUUUGCUUCAUCAAAAUGGCCACAUUGGUCCAGGAUCAAGUACGCGCAAGGAUACCAUAGACUACAUACCAGGAAUAAAAUCAAUUCAACGAAAGGAUUUGACAUCAUAUCUUCAAGAAGAGGAUUUAACAACAUUUCAUCCUCAAUACAAUUUAUCAGCCUUGGACGACACUCGAAAAGCUCAUUUUAUACUCGGUAACACGGUUCAAGAGCUCGAGUCUCAAACAAUUUCGGCCAUCCAACCCCACGUCCCCUUUUAUGCUAUCGGGCCUCUAUUUGCACCUGGGUUCAACAAAAGCCCGGUGGCAACUAGCCUUUGGGCCGAGUCUGAUUGCACCCUUUGGUUAGACUCGAGACCACCCGGCUCGGUUUUAUAUGUUUCUUUUGGUAGCUAUGCACAUAUUGGUAAGGAGGAGCUUGAGGAGAUAGCAAAUGGGAUCAAGCUUAGUGGGGUAAAUUUCCUUUGGGUUAUCCGGCCCGAUAUGGUGAGUUCUGACGACCCGGACCCACUCCCGGCUGGGUAUAGGGGCGAGGUCUGUGAUCGAGGAAUGAUUGUUAAGUGGACUUGUCAAAAGGCGGUGUUAGCUCAUCGCGCAAUAGGAGGAUUCUUAACGCAUUGUGGUUGGAACUCGACAAUAGAAAGUAUAUGGUGUGAAGUUCCGUUAUUGUGCUUCCCCUUGUUGACGGAUCAAUUCACAAACCGUAAAUUAAUUGUGGACGAUUGGAAAAUCGGGCGCAACCUUUGUGACGAAAAACCCGUAAAAAGAGAGGAAGUUUUACGAAAAAUAAAGGAUUUAAUUGGUGGAUCAAUGGGUUUUGAGCUCAAUGAUAAAAGUAAGGAGAUCAAGCGACUACUAGAAAUUACAAAAGGGUCUGCUGAGAAAAAUGUUGAUAGUUUCAUCAAGGACUUGAUGAAUGCAGCAGCUACCAAGAAGAUUUUUUGAUACAUUUAUGAAUUGUUUUUAACUUUUUCCCUUGCUUUCUUUUCAUGUUUUAACAUGAUUUGGUAAAAUCAUUGUUAGAGAAAGUUUAAGCUUCAUUUUUCAUAGGAUGUUAUAAUAAUCUCAUAGAAACUGCGCGCUCAAAA